Messenger RNA from Fraxinus pennsylvanica, 1623 nucleotides. The record is from the annotation of a GenBank genome assembly. Lineage: Eukaryota; Viridiplantae; Streptophyta; Magnoliopsida; Lamiales; Oleaceae.
AUGGAUCCUAGUUUGUAUAAAGCUGUACAAGAGGGCAAUCUUAAUGCCAUGAGAGAAAAGAGGGAACUUAUCAGCGCCACUCAAUUGACACCAAACAAGAAUACUUUACUUCACGUUGCUGCCCAGUUCAACAACUCCGGGGAAUGCGCAUCAGCAAUCCUCAAGAUAAAUGGAUCCUUAUUCCAUGAAGUGAACUCAGAUCAAGAGACCGUGCUCCACGUUGCCACAAGAAAUCGCAAGGGGAAUGUUGGGGAAGUGAUUAUGGAAUUCGCAAAGGGAUUAGAUCGAGAUCAGCUUGAAGCUGGAGGCAUAGGCGAAGAACUCAAAUGGUUGCUAACAUCGAAAAAUAUACAUGGAGACACUGCACUGCACGAGGCUAUAAGGAAAAAUCGUCCAUCUAUGGUCAAUUCGAUGAUAAAAGAAGACCCUGAAAUUGCAAAUAUAGCAAAUAAUGCAAUGGAAACUCCACUUUUUCUUGCGGUUGCUAGCGCUCGAGUUGAUGAGAACUUGUCUACAUGCAUGGAUUACAUAAUGAAAUAUUGCCCCUCGCCGGCUUACAGUGGACCAGAAGGAAGAACUGCUCUACAUGCUGUGGCUUUAUAUAAUAAGAAAGGAAUCUCAAAAAAGUUGUUGGAAAAACAUCCAACUAUAAUAAAGGAAGUAGAUGAUUUUGGAUGGAGUGCUCUCCAUUAUGCUGCCCUACAUGGAUCCAACGAAGUAGCAGAGGAACUAUUAGAGGCUGAUAGAUCAAUAGCAUACACAGUUGUAGAAAAUGAUAACAAUAAGACAGCUCUUCAUAUAGCAACUUGUGAGGGGAACGUAAAUAUAAUGAAAGAGAUUUUAGCAUAUUGUCCUGAUUGCUGGGAGAAGGUUACAAGAGACGGCCGAAAUAUUCUACACCUUUCCGUGAAAUUAAAAAAACAACAGGCAUUUAAAUUUAUCAUGAAAAAAUCAUGGGCCGGCAACCUCAUUAACCAAAAAGAUGCAGAGGGAAACACACCCCUCCACGUAUAUGCAGCAACUCCCAACUUCCACGGCUGUGAUCUUGUAAACCAUCCACUAGCAGAGAAGAAUGCCGUGAACAACAAAAAUAUGACGCCUCUUGAUGUGAUAACGUCUUCCUAUUUUUAUUCACUAAGACAGUAUGACGUGAUGAAGGAAUUAAUACAAAGAGGUGCUAACCUGGAUACCUGGAAUGUAGCGAUUCGUGAAAAUAGUUUGAUGCAGAAGAUGGAAGCUCGUCCUGAAGAUGGAGAUGAAGUGGUUAAAACAGAUACUAGAAGAGUAGCCGACACUCAUAUGUUAAUGGCUACUUUAAUAACAACAGUUGCAUUUGCUGCUGGAUUCACCGUUCCGGGUGGGUAUGAUGGAAAGGAUGGCCCGAACGAAGGCCUGGCAGUUUUAUCGAGAAAAGCAGCUUUUAAAGCAUUCAUUAUAUCAGAUACAUUAGCUAUGAUUUGCUCUGCUUGUGCUAUUUGUCUCCACUUCGAUGGAGUCUUAAUAACUGACAAGUCGAAGCUUAGGCAGUUGUGUACGGUUGCUGCAAUGUUCAUUAGUCUGGCCACGGAGGCGAUGCCUCAGCUAUGCUAUUUUACGCUACUACAAGAUAAGAAGUAUAUUUAG